AUGGCGUCAAAUCUCCCCAUUCCUCUCCCUCCGCGCACUCCCACUCCGCCUCUGGACGACCCUCCGAAGGCCCCCAACCAUGGCUCCAAUCCAGGGGCUGUCGACCACGACUCGCUGUCGCCCUUGGUAGACACGUUUGCUCAGUCGCGCAGUGGUUUGGAUACGGAUGAUAGGAAGCAUUUGAGUCCUACGCGAGCGAACUUCAAUCUCAACCCGUCCGACUCGGUGCAGAAUGGCCAGAGCGACCCUGAUCCGGCCGGGCCCUUCAAUUUCAAAACUGCAACGAUGGCAAAAAGUCCGGUGAUCAAAUCUAACAUUGGCCAGCGUCGCGGACACAAGUACAAGCACAGUAGUAUUUCGCAUCAGAUCUUUUUGGAGCCGCCCCCAAGAGCGCCCCUAGCACUACCAAACUCGCUACCUAUCCCCACCUUGAAAGAGUGCCGGGCCAGUAUGUCCAAGGAUCAGAAAACACGAUUCUGGUGGAGUGUAUGCCAUAUGUUUGUUGCCGCCUAUACACUCUGGAGUGCGCAUGGAUCCUUGGCCAUGACCGCCCUGUCCCAUCUAAUACUGUUUGAUUCGCUUGGUGCAAUGCUUUGCGUGGCUGUGGACGUCCUGAGCAACUUCGAAGUGUGGAAGCGCUCUAGCAUUCGGCAUCCCUUUGGCUUAGAAAGGGCGGAGGUACUGGCUGGUUUUGCCAUGUGUGUACUCCUGCUCUUCAUGGGGAUGGACCUCAUUUCGCAUAACUUGCAACACUUCCUCGAAUCAUCCGGCCAUGAACCUCACCAUUCCCAUCCCCACGAUCGUGUGACCGUGGGCAGCGUGGACGUCACCGCUGUGCUUGCCAUCUCGUCCACGUUGGUCUCCGCUAUCGGCUUAAAGAACCAUGGGCGGAUAGGGAAAGCGAUGCGAUUUGGAUACAUUGAGUCCCUGCCCUCGGUGCUCAGUAACCCGUCCCAUUUCCUGACACUCUCGUGCUCCACGCUUUUGUUGCUACUGCCUUUGGUAUCCAUUCGGUUGUACAACUGGCUCGACGUGCUGCUGUCCGUGACGAUCUCCAUUUCUAUGUGCGUCAUUGGUGUGCGCUUGGUCAAGACACUGGGUUCGAUGCUUCUGAUGUCUUACUCCGGUCAAGGUGUGACUGAUGUCAUCCGGGACAUCGAGGCGGAUCCCUGCGUUUUCGGGAUCGACGACGCACGGUUCUGGCAAGUUCAUUACGGCCUCUGCAUGGCGAACUUGAAGCUCCGAGUUUCCGGCAGCGAAGAGAACCUCACGCGACUCCGAGAGCGCAUCUCUAGCUUGAUCAGAAACCGGCUAGGCGGAGGAUAUGGAUCUGGUGGUCAGAGAUGGGAAGUGUCCCUACAGUUUACGAUAGAAAGGGCAUGA
This is a messenger RNA of Aspergillus melleus, 1383 nucleotides long. It is a transcript of the gene zrg17, whose product is annotated as cation efflux family protein family. The record is from RefSeq and is a predicted model, not a curated record. Lineage: Eukaryota; Fungi; Ascomycota; Eurotiomycetes; Eurotiales; Aspergillaceae. The transcript has 2 exons. Bases 1 to 1383 code for a protein of 460 amino acids. Gene Ontology annotation, biological process: intracellular zinc ion homeostasis; transmembrane transport; zinc ion transport. Gene Ontology annotation, cellular component: Golgi apparatus; membrane. Gene Ontology annotation, molecular function: zinc ion transmembrane transporter activity.